AUGGUCAGUUUAUCGUUCCUCCUCCGCCCGAUGAUCAUUCUAUGCUUUUCAUUUCUAUUCGGCCGUAUCAUUGCCGAUUCUGGUCUGAUCCGCACCACCUAUAAUGGAGCGGUCGAGGAAACUUAUGUUUGCAGUGGUGAGAAGCGGGUAGCAACUUUAUUACUCUCUGGCCCGGAUAAAAAUAGGAUGUUUUCUUGGAAAGGGAAGAGAGUUACGGCCUUAUCUGGGAAUUGUGAUUGUGCACCCGAACGCGACGGAGUUCGAUUACUUGUUUGUCAAGAGGAACCGGAUUUUGACUUGCACAAGGGUACAGACCCAGACACGCCGCCGACCUGUUGCAACCUGCUAAAAUUUCGUUACAUCCAAUCGGUACUUCAUGCAAAGACGUGUCAAUUGAAAACCAUCUGGUCAAAAACGGCUGGAAGAGUGACACAAAGCAGAGCGCAGAGCGUGUCCCCGACAUGUGCACCGUACGCUGAUCUGCAAAUAACCCACGGCAAGGUGUAA
Molecule: messenger RNA, 507 nt
Organism: Puccinia graminis f. sp. tritici CRL 75-36-700-3
Lineage: Eukaryota; Fungi; Basidiomycota; Pucciniomycetes; Pucciniales; Pucciniaceae
Exons: 3
Coding region: 1-507 (168 amino acids)
Source: RefSeq, a predicted model, not a curated record